This is a messenger RNA of Mizuhopecten yessoensis (Yesso scallop), 1633 nucleotides long. RefSeq lists its product as uncharacterized. The coding region runs from base 75 to 857 and encodes 260 amino acids. NCBI's taxonomy places the organism in Eukaryota, Metazoa, Mollusca, Bivalvia, Pectinida, Pectinidae. The record is from RefSeq and is a predicted model, not a curated record. The transcript has 4 exons.
GUCCUUGCCUCGUUGUAUGAAGAGUCAAGAUCACCUGUUAGCCGUUUAUCGGUGUAUAUAUAGGGACCAAGAUAAUGGCCUUGGAACAGGUUCUUCGUAAACAAUUCCGAUAUGUGUCAAUUUUUCUACAUUUUGUGGUGAUAAUUUUCUGUAGCUGUGUUUUCUUUCCACUUGGAUCUGUAACAAAUUACUUCCAGUCUCAAUGUUUACUGUUCGCGGAUCCGGUGUUAACUUUGAACAGUAAUUUCACUGCUACCGUGGACAUUGCGAGGUCAAUAUGGGGUUCUGUCAACCUGUGUAAUGUUUGUAUCUAUGUACCAGUAGUGACAGCCAUCCACUCUUUCAUCUGGUGCUGGUUUUACUUGCAGAUGUGGACUAUGAACGAUGAAUUACGGAUGCUGUGUUCUUUGCUGAUCAGUGCCAUUCUGCAGGUGAUCCUCUUUGUCACACAACUCGUCAGUAGCAUCAUCCUGUCCCUGGGAUUCUUCACAUUCUGUCACCAUCUUACCCAUCAAUUAGGGGAUAAGUACAAUUGCUCCGAGGCACAGACAUGGAAUUGGGAUAUAUUUGAUAGGAAACAUAAAUUUCAUACUUUCCUAACAGUAGCUGUGGUGUUCAGCUGGUUAGUGACGGCCAUACUUUUUCUCCUAAGUCUGUUGUCUGGUCACUUCAGCUACAAAGCCGUCAAUCAUUCUUUUACAACCGGAUCACAGCAUCCAAGUCACCAGGAGUUCUCCUACAGCAACCCUCAGAAAAUGUCCUACUCCGAACUUUCUGUGGACGACGAUACAGGGUCAGUCAUGUUUGAUGUGGAACUUAGUCAUAAUUCUAUGAAGGAACAGUAUGAAAAAUUAUAGAAAUGAGGUUUGUUUUUACUACAUUGUAUUGAUAAAUGUUGUUUGAUUUUUAAAAUGAUUUGUAUUUCACUUUUGAAUAUCCACAUAUCAGAAAUUAAUUAGUUGUAUGAAAUAUGAUAUGUAUGCCCUUAUACUGCCACUCUUUAAACAGUGGAAUUUUGGCAUUAGAAAGAGGUUGGCAUUAUAAAGAGGUUAACUGUGAAAGGAAUGACUGCUACAUCCUCCUGAUUUGAUUUUAACUGAACACAAAUUUGCAAGAUAUUUGAAACUGUGUUCGUCACUCCCAGGGUAUAAAUGUAAAAAAAUAUGUUUCUCAAGCAUAAAUGAUUUUUUGUAUUCAAAGAGAGAUUGAAAAACGAACAGUUAGAAAACAGGUAAAGAAAAAUUCUGCUAAACAAGGUAAGAAAUGACAAGAGCAACAAUAUGAUCUCCCUUCAAUUUUGAGUGCCAUUAAUUGAAACAUUCAUUAGUUUAGUUUUAAAAUAGGGUUUAUUUGAGGAAAUGCCUCCAUGUGUGUAAUGUAAGUGUGUAUGUGUGUAUGUGUGCAGGAGGCUGAACAUUCAUUACAUCAUUGAAGACACAUUCUAUUGAUUAUGUUUUAUCUGGUAGCUAAAUUGUUUGGUAAAACAAAAUGGAAGUAGAACUGUUCCAAAUUACUUUCACAAUUUGUUUCAUCAUAAAAUUUUAGCAGGGCUAUAUAUCAGAAGGUACUGAUGGGAUGGAUUAGAAUAAUAGAAUCUAUCCCUAAUGUGAGGUAUGGAUAAGGUUAUUCAAAC